Hyalella azteca is the source of this 1877-nucleotide messenger RNA. RefSeq names its product 1-aminocyclopropane-1-carboxylate synthase-like protein 1. The record is from RefSeq and is a predicted model, not a curated record. Lineage: Eukaryota; Metazoa; Arthropoda; Malacostraca; Amphipoda; Hyalellidae. Gene Ontology annotation, biological process: biosynthetic process; amino acid metabolic process. The transcript is spliced from 12 exons. Bases 191 to 1510 code for a protein of 439 amino acids. Gene Ontology annotation, molecular function: transaminase activity; pyridoxal phosphate binding.
GCCGUCGAGCAGGAAGGUUGGGGGUGUCAGCGCUCUGUGAAAACCUGAAAAAUUCCGAGUUUCUUUAAACUAGCACCUUAAUGAGAGUGAAAUACAAGUUCAUCUGUAUUGUUAAUCUCAGCGUAUUUCAUAUGAGCUAAUAAGGAGACGGUGUCGUGUGCCAAACUCUGAUCAAUUGGAGCAAGAUAAAAUGGAAGACAUUUCAGACCUGCAGAAGUCAGAGGGUCUAAAGAAGUAUCUGCUGAAGGAGGAAGGCCCUAAGAAGGACCUGCUGAAGGAGGAAGGCCCUAAGAAGGACCUGCCCACCCAGGAUCUGCAGGAGCAUCAUGUGACCUCCCGCAGAGGGUGGCAGUUGGCGCAGGGGGUCGACCUCCUGACGCGGUACCUCAGCACCUGCAUGAGCGACCCUUACGACCCCAUCACCAACCCCACGGGUAUGGUGAACAUAGGGACAGCAGUGAACUGCCUGAUGGGGGAGGAGCUGGAGCGUCGUCUCAACGCCCCCGACAUGUUCGUGUACAGGACAGAGAGCCACCAGCACUACUAUGACUUCACGGGCACCCCGCCCCUACGACGCGCCCUGAGCACCUUCCUCUCCAGGCACUUCGCCCGCGGCAGACCUGUGCCCCCUGAACAGCUGGUGGUGAUGACUGUAGAUGACAUGCAACCCCUACACCUGCUGCCGGGGGAGACCUUAGGCGGCCCCGACGACUUCAGGCUGACGCCGGCGCUGCUGGAGCGCCGGCUGCAGCAGCUGCGGGAUGAGGGGGCGAGGGUGGGGCUGGUGGUGCUGGUCAACCCCCACAACCCCCUGGGGGACGUGUACUCCCCCCACCUCGUCCUGAACCUGCUACGGGUGUGCGCCAGGCACGAAGUGCAUGUGAUCGUGGAUGAGGUGUACGCACUGUCGGUGCACGGAGGGGGAGCUGGGGGAGAGGAGACAGGAGGAGAGGGGGAGGGCUUCCGCAGCGUACUCAGCUACGACGACCUCCCUGACCCCAUGCGUACCCACUUCGUCUGGGGCAUGGCAAAGGACUUCGGGUUGGCUGGACUGCGCAUCGGCGUGAUCCACACCCGCGAUCCAGCGGUGCUGGCCGCUCUGAACGUCGCGGGGAUCUACCAGGCAGUGCCCAGCAUCGUCCAGGACACUGCGGCCACGCUACUUAGUGAUGAAGCUUGGUGCGACGGUUUCUUCCCAGCGUCGCGGGCGCGACUGCAGCAGCGCUACCGCGACGCCGUGUCGCUGCUGACGAAUGAAGGAGUCGCGGUGCGACCAGGGCAGGCCGGGUUCUUCCUCUGGGUCGACCUCAGACCCUACCUGCGGGACCAGACCCCAGCGGCAGAAAUGGAGCUGUUUGAACGCCUCAUCGCCGCGGGAGUGUAUGUGGUCCCUGGUGGUGAACUACGGUGCGCGGUACCGGGGUGGUACCGCAUCAUCUUCUCCGUCGACCUGGACCUCCUCACUGUCGGACUGAAGCGUCUCAUUGACGUCGUCAAGAGCAGGAUCUAGAAACGUCCUAUGGGUGUCAGACCUGUAGCUGUGUACACGUCCAUUACACACGUCCUAGUCGUCCAUUGUACAUGUCUAUUGUACACGUCCAUUACACACGUCCAAGUGGUCCAUGGCACAUGUCUAUUGUACACGUCCAUUACACACGUCCAAGUGGUCCAUGGCACAUGUCUAUUGUACACGUCCAUUAAACACGUCCAAGUCGUCCAUGGCACAUGUCUAUUGUACACGUCCAUUACACACGUCCUAGUCGUCCAAUGGCACAUGUCUAUUGUACACGUCCAUUACACACGUCCUAGUCGUCCAAUGGCACAUGUCUAUUGUACACGUCCAUUAAACACGUCCAAGUCGUCCAUGGCACAUGUCU